This is a messenger RNA of Oxyura jamaicensis (ruddy duck), 9352 nucleotides long. It is a transcript of the gene TNKS2, whose product is annotated as tankyrase 2. Bases 150 to 3653 code for a protein of 1167 amino acids. The transcript has 27 exons. Gene Ontology annotation, molecular function: NAD+ poly-ADP-ribosyltransferase activity; protein binding. The record is from RefSeq and is a predicted model, not a curated record. Gene Ontology annotation, cellular component: cytoplasm; nucleus. NCBI's taxonomy places the organism in Eukaryota, Metazoa, Chordata, Aves, Anseriformes, Anatidae.
GCCGCUGGUACUGCCGCCGCCGCCGCGACCGGACCCCUCCGCCGCCAUGCGCCGGGCCCCGCGCCCCGCCCCGUGCCCCGCGCCGAGGGCCGCCGCCGAGGGCCGCGAGCUGUGAGCGGGGCGCCGCGGGCUACUGGGCCCGGCCCGGCAUGGCGGGGCGGCGGUGCGCGGGCGGCGCGGCCGCCUUGGCUGAAGCUCCGGGCUGCGGCGCGGCGACGGAGCCGGCCCGGGAGCUGUUCGAGGCCUGCAGGAACGGGGACGUGGAGCGGGUCAAGCGGCUGGUGCGGCCCGAGAACGUCAACAGCCGGGACACGGCGGGCAGGAAGUCCAGCCCGCUGCACUUCGCCGCAGGUUUUGGUCGGAAGGAUGUAGUUGAAUAUUUACUUCAAAGUGGUGCCAAUGUCCACGCACGAGAUGAUGGAGGUCUUAUUCCUCUUCACAACGCUUGCUCUUUUGGACAUGCUGAAGUUGUCAAUCUUCUCUUACGGCACGGUGCAGAUCCUAAUGCUCGGGACAAUUGGAAUUACACUCCUCUUCAUGAAGCUGCCAUUAAGGGCAAGACAGAUGUCUGCAUUGUAUUGCUGCAGCAUGGUGCUGAACCGACCAUCCGGAACACAGAUGGAAGAACAGCUUUGGAUUUAGCAGACCCAUCCGCAAAAGCUGUGUUGACUGGUGAAUACAAGAAAGAUGAACUCUUAGAAAGUGCCAGGAGUGGAAAUGAAGAAAAGAUGAUGUCUCUUCUUACACCAUUAAAUGUUAACUGUCAUGCGAGUGAUGGCAGAAAGUCUACUCCUUUACAUUUAGCAGCUGGAUAUAACCGUGUAAAAAUAGUACAGCUGUUACUGCAACAUGGAGCUGAUGUACACGCUAAGGAUAAGGGAGAUUUGGUGCCACUUCACAAUGCCUGUUCCUAUGGUCAUUAUGAAGUAACAGAGCUUCUAGUAAAGCAUGGAGCAUGUGUGAAUGCAAUGGAUCUAUGGCAAUUCACUCCUCUGCAUGAAGCAGCUUCUAAGAACAGGGUGGAAGUUUGUUCUCUUUUGUUAAGUUAUGGUGCUGACCCAACACUGUUGAACUGUCACAACAAAAGCACCAUUGAUUUGGCUCCAACGCCCCAAUUAAAAGAACGAUUAGCAUAUGAAUUCAAAGGUCACUCGCUGCUACAGGCUGCAAGAGAAUCAGAUGUAGCUCGUAUAAAGAAACAUCUUUCUUUGGAGACAGUGAACUUCAAGCACCCUCAAACACAUGAGACAGCACUGCAUUGUGCUGCUGCAUCUCCAUAUCCAAAGCGAAAACAAGUGUGUGAAUUGCUACUGAGGAAAGGAGCCAACAUUAAUGAAAAAACAAAAGACUUCUUGACUCCUCUGCACGUGGCAUCAGAAAAAGCUCAUAAUGAUGUUGUUGAAGUAGUUGUGAAGCAUGAAGCUAAGGUUAAUGCAUUGGAUAAUCUUGGGCAGACCUCUCUUCACAGAGCAGCACAUUGUGGUCACCUUCAGACGUGCAGGUUGCUGUUGAGUUCUGGAUGUGAUCCUUCCAUUGUGUCUCUGCAGGGCUUCACAGCCUUACAGAUGGGGACUGAAAGUGUGCAACAGCUACUACAGGAAGGUAUCCCACUAGGUAAUUCAGAUGCAGAUCGACAGUUGCUGGAGGCUGCGAAAGCUGGAGAUGUGGAUACUGUAAAAAAACUAUGUACGGUUCAAAGUGUGAACUGCAGGGAUAUUGAAGGACGUCAGUCUACACCACUUCAUUUUGCAGCUGGAUAUAAUAGGGUAUCUGUUGUUGAAUAUCUUCUCCAGCAUGGAGCUGAUGUGCAUGCAAAAGAUAAGGGCGGACUUGUCCCUUUACAUAAUGCUUGUUCAUAUGGUCACUAUGAAGUUGCAGAACUGCUCGUUAAACAUGGUGCAGUUGUCAAUGUAGCUGACUUGUGGAAAUUCACUCCCUUGCAUGAAGCUGCAGCGAAAGGAAAAUACGAGAUAUGCAAACUCCUAUUACAGCAUGGAGCUGACCCCACAAAGAAAAACAGAGAUGGAAAUACUCCUUUAGACCUUGUUAAAGAUGGUGAUACUGAUAUUCAGGACCUACUUAGAGGAGAUGCAGCUCUACUAGAUGCUGCUAAGAAAGGUUGUUUGGCCCGGGUUAAAAAGCUGUGUUCACCUGACAAUGUCAACUGUCGGGACACACAAGGACGGCAUUCAACACCACUACAUUUAGCAGCUGGUUACAACAAUUUGGAGGUUGCAGAAUACCUGUUACAGCAUGGAGCAGAUGUGAAUGCACAGGAUAAAGGAGGUUUGAUUCCUCUGCAUAAUGCUGCAUCUUAUGGGCAUGUAGAUGUAGCAGCUUUACUUAUAAAGUAUAAUGCAUGUGUGAAUGCUACAGACAAGUGGGCUUUCACACCUUUGCAUGAAGCAGCCCAGAAAGGAAGGACACAGCUUUGUGCCCUGUUACUGGCACAUGGGGCUGAUCCAACGCUCAAAAACCAGGAAGGACAAACACCUUUAGACCUGGUCACCGCAGAUGAUGUCAGCGCAUUAUUGACAGCAGCAAUGCCUCCUUCUGCCUUACCAUCUUGCUACAAACCUCAGGUUAUAAGUGUAUCUCAGACUACGGGGCCUACAGCUGAUUCCCUGUCUUCUGUUCCAUCCAGUCCCUCCAGUCUGUCUGCAGCAAGUAGUCUUGACAAUUUGUCUGGUAGUUUUUCUGAACUUCCAUCUGUUGUUGGUACAAACAGCUCAGAGGGAGCUACUGUUCUGGAGAAAAAAGAAGUUUCAGGUGUAGAUUUUAGCAUAAAUCAGUUUGUGCGGAACCUUGGCCUUGAACAUCUUAUUGACAUAUUUGAGAGAGAACAGAUAACACUGGAUGUGUUGGUUGAAAUGGGACACAAAGAAUUGAAGGAAAUUGGAAUUAAUGCUUAUGGCCAUAGGCACAAAAUCAUUAAAGGAGUUGAAAGGCUGAUUUCUGGACAGCAAGGACUUAACCCAUACCUGACUCUAAAUACUUCCAGUAGUGGAACUAUUCUCAUAGAUCUUUCCUCUGAAGAUAAGGAGUUUCAAUCAGUAGAAGAGGAGAUGCAGAGUACUGUCCGAGAGCACAGAGAUGGAGGACAUGCUGGUGGAGUCUUCAAUAGAUACAAUAUUUUAAAGAUUCAGAAAGUGUGCAACAAAAAGCUAUGGGAAAGAUAUACUCACAGGAGGAAAGAGGUCUCUGAAGAGAAUCACAACCAUGCUAAUGAAAGGAUGCUGUUUCAUGGGUCCCCAUUUGUGAAUGCAAUCAUUCACAAAGGCUUUGAUGAGAGACAUGCUUAUAUAGGUGGCAUGUUUGGAGCUGGGAUUUAUUUUGCUGAAAAUUCUUCCAAAAGCAAUCAGUAUGUCUAUGGGAUUGGAGGUGGCACUGGAUGUCCAAUUCACAAAGAUAGAUCUUGCUAUGUUUGCCACAGGCAAUUGCUGUUCUGUCGUGUAACAUUGGGCAAGUCUUUCCUGCAGUUCAGUGCUAUGAAAAUGGCUCAUUCUCCCCCGGGACAUCACUCAGUUACUGGGCGACCCAGUGUAAAUGGACUGGCAUUAGCAGAAUAUGUCAUUUACAGAGGGGAGCAGGCUUAUCCAGAAUACUUGAUUACUUACCAGAUCAUGAAACCUGAAGUCGCCACUGAAGCUUAAGACAAAUUACUUGUGGGAAACCAUCAGACUUGCAUGUGAAGAUACCAGUGGCUGCCAUCCUGUUAACUACAAUGAGUUGUUGAAAAACAGGUGGUGUGGUAGCCAAUGUGAACAAAAUCUACCAUUUUUGACUUGAUAAAGCUUUAAUAAUGUAUAGUACGUUUUUCUAAAAUUUCAAAAAUGUCCUCUUUUUCAGCACUUUAACAGAUACCAUUCCAGGCAUAAACUGCAAUUUGCCUGUACUAAAUUAUAAACAAAAAUUAACUUAAAACAAUGGUUUUAUACAAUACUACAUUGAAAUUUAACAGAAAUUGUAAUGCUCUAUACAGGAACUCACUUUACUAAUACUGUGUUCUUUAAAACACUGCAUUUACACUGAAAAUGUUUUCAUUUGUAAAACUGUAAAUAAGAGCUUUUGUACUAGCCUGGUAUUUAUUUACAUUGCUUUGUAAUAUAAGUGUUUUAGAACUGCAACCUUGUAAAAAAAAAAAAAAAGUUUUUUCCACAUGUUGGUUUGUUCAUCUGUUUCCUCAUGCACAAUAGAUUUAAAAAGCCAGUUUUCAGGGUUUAACACUUAAUUUGGGAGGGAAAAAGUAAGUUUUACCUGAAGAAGUUUAGAAAUCGCCAAUUAGAUUGAAUACUCAAUUUUUUGUUCUGUAUUUUUAUUGAUGGAAUAUACCUUCCUAAGAAUGAUGGGCUAUGAAAUAUUCCAGCUGAAUACUAAAGUGUCUUUUCCACCUACUUACUAGAGUUUCCUAUUUUAUUUCUAUAAAAUGUCUUCAAAAGUUUUUAUUUAACUAUAGCUUUAGUUCAUCUAUAUCCUCAUUUCAAGGCUAGUAGACCUUGCAAGUUAGUUUUAGUAAGUUAUUUUCUUUGAAUGGAGUUGGAAUAUUAACCUCAAGGAGGUCUGUCUUGAGUUUCCCUUGCUUACAUUUAAGCCAGGAAGUUAAAUAGUUCAUUUCUAAUGUGAGGGCUGGCAGCUUGGUCUUUUUUUGUAUGAUUGUUUUGGUAAAUUAAUGUAUUUGUUGGUGCCCUCAGGAUAUGAGUAUUGCAGGGUGGAAAUGUUAAAAACCAUCCUGCCGUCCCCUGUGUUUCUUCCACAUUAAUGUUCAAGCUGCAGUUGAAGCACUUGCACGGAGGCAUUGUUUACCUGCAGUGCUUCUGGCUGAGCAAAACUGAUCAGGGUGCAAGAUUCUGGUCCCUUGUGUUCAGCCAGCUGGACGAGGAGCAUAUAAGUGGGAUGAGCAGCUAUUCCGUGGUGACAGCUGCCUACGGUAUCCCUGUUGAGACCACUUGUAUGGAAGAAGAGUGCAAAAGGUAUCACCCCCAGUUCAAGUCACAUUUGGGGUUAUUGAAUGCGCUGAUCAAUGCAGUCAGCCCUAUCAUAGCUCUCUCAUGUAUUCUGCUUCUGUUCCAUAUGCAGUUUUUACCUACAUAUUUCAAAAAUAUGUAAAUACAAAUUAGAGUUCAUUUGGGUUUAAAGCGGUUAGGAGUCUAUUUGUCUGUUUCAGUUGUCUUCUAUUUCUACAUACAGGAUGCUGUCCCAGAAGACAAGUUGUUUGCUGGCCACAUUAUCAUACCAUGGUUUUAAAUGUAGUAAAUGGUCAAGAUAAUGAAAACGUCUUGCUGAUGUGGUGGUGAUGUGAUUAUGCUCUAUGUAAAAAUGUACUGAAUCUUACCCAGUUGUGUGGGGAAUCUGAAUAAUAAGAUGGCAUAACUUAACUCUUGCAGAAAGUAAUAUUGGCUAUGAAUAAAAAAGGCUUUGAUUUUUUUAGGUACUUUCUCCCAGCAUGUUGCCUGUUCCUUUGGUAUAGUAAUGCUGGAAUUGGUGUUCAUGCAAAAUCUGUUAAGUAUGUUUAAAACUUUUUAUUAUUGCUAAAAUGCUUCAUUCUCUAUGAAUGAUCAUUUCAUGUCGUGUAAAAUAUUGUGGUAUGAUAGAUUUAAGUGGUACCACAACGCUGGUUCUGUCUGUUUGGGGAUUUUUGAGCUUUCUUUUCUUUUUUUGCAUGACAUACCUUGCACUCUGAAGAUGGAAGCUGUAAUGAUUUGAUAAUAUUGACUGUUGAGGUGAAUCUUUAAUCUCUUGUGCAAUUAGUUCUGCUUUACUCAUCCUGAAGUGUCUUCAUAUGUACUGUAUAACAUUCCAUAUUCAUUUAACACUAAAUAAAUUUAAUUCACUGGUUUUCCGGUAGCAUGGGAGUGAUUACAGAUGUAAAAUGUCAACCUGUUGUUUUGAAUGUAAGCGUGCAAAAAAAUUAACAAACUACAUCCAUCAUUAGAGGGGAAAUUAAUUGCAUUAAAGAGAUAAUAUUUUAAUGUGGAUGGAAAAAAAUGUCAAUACUGUGGAAACCUGUUGCUUGGUAUCUAGCUAGCUAACAGCUUUAGCUACAAGUCCAAGCUUACUAAUAGAGGUUUGCUAUGCAUUUAAAACUCCAUUAUCUGGUCCAAACCUGAAAGAAACCUGCCUAAAGUUGGUUCUGUAAAAUGAACAAUACUGUAAAAAUUCUGACCUGUCAGCUGACGGUAUAGGUAGCAGUCUGAUAAAUAAAUGAGCAACAACAGAAGAACUGUUUAGAUCACUUGCGGUGCGGUACUAAGUAAAUAGCUUUAUUUCACUAAGACCACUUAUUCUGGUUUUGGAAACCCACCAUAUGAAUAGAAGAGUUAGGCAGAUAUGAGCACUAGAGGGCAGGAAAGUCAAUCUUUAGUAAGACCAAAGGUUAUGAAUUUUUUUAAGAUGCCUUGGGAGUACAAUGUCAAAUUAAUUCUACCUAUGUAGGUUGUUAUUUAAAGGAGGGGGGAAAAAAAAAAAAAAAAAAAAAAGUAAAAAUGCAAAUGGAAAGCUAAUUUUGAAGUAAUUGGUAUAAAAACAACUGCUUCCACUAAGGAAAUAACUGUGUAUAAAAGGAGUUGCUCCUGUUUUUUCUACAUUGCACUUCCUCAUGAAACAUCAUGCUCUGUGUGUGUAUACAUAUGCAUGUGGAUACAUGAGUACACACACGGUUGUUCUCUCCCUUUAUUCACCAAGAAUGAGGAAAAAAAAAAAAAAAAAAAGGUGAUUUACCCAGCAAGCCGCUGGUGUCAGUGGGGGUGUCCAUUUCCCCUUCUGCUUGUCUCCUCAACUUAAUUAUAAUAAAACAAUUUUUUGCUGGAAAAAGACAGAAUCCUAGGGGUAGCUUGCCUUCUGCCUAUACUAUAAAGGCUUGAUUUGUACUCUGGUGCAGUAGUACAGCACAAAGUGCUUUCUCUCCCUCAGUUAAGUGGCAAAUUAGGUGGCCGUGUCUCCCCUUCUGGCUCUUGGAGCUGCGUGUUUCCUGCACCCCAGAAGCUGCAGUAGGUGAUGACGGUGUCAGUGAUGGAAGUGCUAGAGCUGACGGUGUGGAGGGAGGCCCUCUGCAGCAGGUGUAAGCAGUGGUAUGCUUCUGAGAGGAUCAAGGGCUUCUUCAGCCUGCCUGUGCCUCACUACUAGAUCAAAAAAAGCUGCAGGCAGCCAGAACAGAGUGCAAGAUAAAAAGCAAAAGUAUGUGGAAGAGUGGUUUGAAGUUUGUGUUCUCUUCUAAAAAGGGGCAAGCUUGGUAACAGAGAAGACGGGAGAGAAAAAUACUAGUAACCUUUAAAAAAAUACAAAAUGUGAGAGUACUAUAAAGUUAAGGUUGCAUGUCCCAUUUUGAGUUAAAACAGCAAAUGAACGUUCAUUACGUACAUGUAGACGUUACGGGGAUUUCAAGAUAGCUGGCUAUUCUUGCUAACACAAAUACUUUGGAGGAGAAAGUUGCAGCCAAUUCACUAAUGAUAGACCUAGGAAAUAAUGUGUGCAAGAGCAAGAAAUAGAGUUUGAAAGCUGAAGGCAUAUGUUUUAUACACUUGUUCUUAAAAACAUUGCUUUUGAGCGUUACCAGAGACAAGCCAAAUGCCAAUCUAAAAACCACCAUGGAUCGCACCAGUAAAUAAAAGUACCACAAUAAAUCCUCUGCCUGGGGGUGUCACGCAGCCAGAAAAGGGGAAGGAGGAGGUGGAGGUCAGAAGCCUCUUUCUACCUCUCCCUGAUCUUGAUAAAAUUGCUGACUCUAUUUAGCUUCCCUAAGAGAAGGAUGUAGUACAACUGAAAUAUGUUUCAGCCCAGGUCUUAAUGAGGGGAAGUAAGGGGGUUUGGGGUGCUUUCUUCUGCAGUACAUGCUGACAUUGCACAGCAAGUGUGCACCGACAGCUUGGUAGACACUAGCAAAGUUUUUGAGUUUGGAUUGUUAGGAGUUUUCAGAAAGUGGUAGCAUUUACAAACCUUAAUGUUUAAUGUAGAUGUAGCAAAUUAAAAUGUACUAAUGCCUAGAAAUGGGUAGCUGAGAGUUUCUGUAGUUGAAGCAGCUUGGUGUCAGCUGAUAAUGCUGCUUACAGGGCUGUAAGGUGUGUGUCACAAAGGAUUAGUACGGAACCGUGAAGCUAAUACCAAGCCUGAGAAACAAACAGGGUUAUUUCUGGGUUAGCGUUGUAUGGCUUUAGGUUUUCUAGCUGCUGUCUAAAUUUGGAAGCGUUUCACAGCAAGGCAGUUACUCAGUUUCGUGAGGCAUUGGGUAUGGUAGGUCCAUAGAAAGAUGUAGGUUCUUACUUGCCUGGUAACGAAGCAGGUAAAUACCGAUUAAGCAAGAAAAUGAGACUGACAGGUAAGUAUAACAGGAUUAAUGUGAACAGAGGAAAACGCGGAUUUUGUUGAAAAAAAUAAGGGGAAAAUCAAUAUGUGUAAUAUUUAUGAGCUAACUGAGGAUAAUAUUGCAUCUAAUAACUUUUAAUUAUUGCAGUCAAAGUGGAAGCUGACAUAAGUUACAGCAAUUAUUGUUUUAUUUAAUGAUUGAAUGAACUACCAAGCAGUCUAAAAGUGUCAUCUUUAAUUAAAUAAAUCUGUAUAUGAUGAGCAAUGCCUGAUGAAUAGUGCUUGGAAGUAUUUUACUGAUUCACUGCAAUCAUGUAAUAGAAGAAAUUAGAUUUGGUUUUGGAUCAAAGGGCUUCCUGAAAGAGAGACUUUCAUUUUGAGUAAUAAUCAUGAUAGUGCACCUGCUUUCAUAAAGCAAAGUCUAAUUCAGGACUUAGGAAUAAGAACUGGGAGAACUUACAAGAUAUUACUGAAAAGCAAAGAUUAAUAGAUAAAGGGAAAAUUAUAUAAGUAAGGACAGUUUCACAAACAGUCCCAGUAAUAACAUGAGGACUCUGAAGCAUGUUGUGUAAAGGUGUUGUUUAAAGAAAGAUUCAGAACCUGGUAAUAAAUCUGACUUCAUAAUAAAGGGACUAAUGAAUGAUAAAGUUUAUUUCCAAAGACAAGGAAUAUGAAAACACAGUAGAAGCUGCUGAAAAGUGAAGUUCACCUAUCUUUGCCACAGCUCUAUGAAGAGAGCAGGUUAGCACAUUGGUAGUGAAAUGCAUUGCCAAAGAUGCAGAACAGGCAGACCCUGAAGAAAAAUCAGGGUUAAAAAGAACUAGCGGGAGGGCAGGCACGCAGAGAGAGUGGACUGAGCAUCUCUGAGAGUGGUGGGAGGAGAUACAUUAACACAGGAGGUCUGCUGUACUGGAAGAUCUGAAACUGGCUACACAAAAUUAGGAUGAGAGGCAGUGUCUUGAUAACUAGGCAAAAAUAAGAGAAAACUGCUGCUAUUAAUGGUGGAGAUAAAGUCAGGUUGUUGAAUUUCUAAAAUAAAAAAUAUAUAAAUAAU